AUGUCCAACUCCACCGGAGAGGGGUCUGCAGUCCCCGCCGCAAGCCGGGGAUCAUGGUCUUCAUUCCUUAAGUCCAUUGCGUCCUUCAACGGUGACCUGUCCUCCCUGACGGCUCCUCCUUUCAUCCUCUCCGGUACCUCCCUCGUUGAAUACUCCGCCUACUGGGCCGAACACCCAGCACUAUUUGUUGCCCCCGCAAAAGAGCCAGAUCCUGCGAAGAGGGCUUUACUGGUGCUGAAGUGGUUCUUGAGUACCCUGCACCAGCAAUAUGCAACGAGAAGCGAGAAACUGGGAAGCGAGAAGAAGCCAUUGAAUCCGUUCUUGGGAGAACUGUUCUUGGGGAAAUGGGAGGAUGAUGCGGAUAUCGGAGAGACGAAGCUAUUCAGUGAACAAGUUAGCCACCAUCCACCUGUGACGGCGUAUUCGAUCGAGAAUGUAAAGCAUGGUGUUGAGUUACAAGGUUACAACGCCCAAAAGGCCUCUUUCUCGAGCACGAUCAACAUAAAGCAGAUCGGCCACGCAUUAUAUUCAUUCCCCACACCCGGUGCCUCCGCAGCUGAGCGUGAAACCUACCUCAUCACUCUACCUUCCCUGCAUAUUGAGUCCCUAAUAUACGGCACGCCUUUCGUCGAGUUGGACCGCUCAAGUCAUAUCAUCAGUUCUACAGGCUACAUCGCGAAAAUCGACUACUCCGGUAAAGGUUGGCUAAGCGGCAAAAAGAACACUUUCAGCGCAGUCUUAUACCACGAGAGCGAAGGAGAGAAGAGCCCAAUCUACACCGCUGACGGCCAAUGGUCGAAAGAGUUUGUGAUCAGGGAAGCAAGAGGCAAAAAGCGAGAAAUUGAAAAAUACAACGCCAAAACCACGAAGACCACCCCCCUCACACUUGCGAAGCUAGAAGAUCAGGAUAUAUAUGAAUCCCGUCGCGCAUGGAGGGACGUCGCCGAGGCCAUUGAACGUGGGGACAUGGACGCUACCUCCGUGGCUAAGACCAAGAUCGAAAAUGCCCAGAGAGAGCUACGCAAGAUAGAAAGAGAAGAAGGGCGGGAAUGGGAGCGUAGAUUUUUCAAAAGGGUGGAUAUCGGUGAUGAUGACGUGUUCAAGACGCUGCUCCGCAGGUUGGGCGUGAGCGAUCCUACCCCUGCGGCCAUCGAAAGCGAUAAGACGAACGGGGUGUGGAGGUUCGACCCCGCCUUAGCGAAGGAUGCAGUUACGCCGUACUAUAAGGAUGCAGGCCGAGGCCUUGGACUUGAACCCAUUGUCGAACCGGUUUCUACAGAGACCGAGAGUACGGCCUAAAAGGUAAAGCUGUAUACCUCGUAUUAUUCACUUUCUUUCUCUACAUCCUUUUCUUUCACAGAUUCAUGUUUAUGGGUGACUGUGGCAUUCCAUUACAUGAUUCCCUCAAGGAUUUUUAACCUCAUACACACAUACAAAUAAUAGCUUCCUACUCUAUCCCUAGAUGAGGGUUGUUUGUCUUUGUGGGAUGGGGAGCUCUAGAGCGCCUCGGACCUAAUAGAUAGUAAGCAUGGGCUUCACUAUUAGAAAUAGAGAA
Coccidioides posadasii C735 delta SOWgp is the source of this 1555-nucleotide messenger RNA. It is a transcript of the gene KES1, whose product is annotated as Oxysterol binding protein. Gene Ontology annotation, cellular component: membrane; intracellular membrane-bounded organelle; cytosol. Gene Ontology annotation, molecular function: oxysterol binding. The record is from RefSeq and is a predicted model, not a curated record. Lineage: Eukaryota; Fungi; Ascomycota; Eurotiomycetes; Onygenales; Onygenaceae.